Entrophospora sp. SA101 is the source of this 405-nucleotide messenger RNA. The record is from the annotation of a GenBank genome assembly. NCBI's taxonomy places the organism in Eukaryota, Fungi, Glomeromycota, Glomeromycetes, Entrophosporales, Entrophosporaceae.
AUGGCUUUAAAUAAUGUCGGUAUUCGCAUUCCAGUUCCUGCAAACAUUAAUCAAGUUGCUAAUGCAAAUAAUCCAGUUCCUGCAAACAUCAAUCAAGUUGCUAAUGCAAAUAAUCCAGUUCCUGCAAACAUCAAUCAAGUUGCUAAUGCAAAUAAUCCAGCUCCUGCAAAUGGUAAUCAGGUUGCUAAUGCAAAUAAUCCAGCUCCUGCAAACGUUAAUCAAGUUGCUAAUGCAAGGGGAAUGGCUGCCGACAAUCUAUUUAUCAAGGAAAUACUUGAUGGGACGGGUACAAGUUUGAUUUUGGCCAAGACUAAAAAAAUAAAAUCAAGUCUAUUCCAUCAUUCAUGCAUGAAUGCAUCAUCGAAGAUAUUCAACAAUGACAAUAAAAAAGCCGCUGGUUGGUAA